GCGCACUUUGCUGUCGCCACCACUGACACAACCCGUUCGACCGUCGACAUGCGCCCAACGACUCUCUUCGUCGCCUCGCUCUUAGCCACCGCCUCGUGUCUAUCCAGUGCAGCCUUUACUUGGCCCCAACUUCCGUUGCAGUUUGAUUUUCCGGAAGAACAAUCUUCAAAAGAACAAGGGCCGGCUGUUAAGUAUUGCUCCUCGUGUGAAAAACAGUGUGGCAUACAACCUGAAGAUAGACGAUCGAUAUUUGCUAAGAUCGUAAACGGCAAGGACGCUCGUGAGAAUGAGUUCGGUUGGGCUGCAACUUUGGCCAGACGAGGUCAAUUUUAUUGUGGAGGAACUUUGAUUACAAAAAAACAUGUACUCACCGCCGCUCACUGUGUCGAAUCUUUUAGUCCAAAAGACCUCACUGUUACCAUUGGUGAGCAUGAUAGGAAAACUGAUACCGGUCGUAAGUCGGUUCAUCAUGUGCUCAGAAUUCACAGGCAUCAAGACUUCCGUUUGAGUACAUUUGACAAUGACAUAGCUAUUCUUGAGCUUCGCGAACCCGCUCCUCUAGAAAGUCCUUGGGUCAGACUUGCUUGCUUACCAACGUCUUCUGAUAUUUCAUACGAAGGAUCUAAAGGCACAGUGAUCGGCUGGGGAAGACUGGGAGAACGUAAAAAAUCAUCCAACAUUCUACAAAAGGUCGAAGUUCCAAUAAUAUCUAACGAAGACUGUAAGGGAAUGGGAUAUGCACCAGAAAAAAUUACCGGCAAUAUGAUUUGUGCAGGAUUCAAAGAAGGCCAACAAGAUGCCUGUCAGGGUGACAGUGGUGGACCAAUGCAUAGGAUCAUAGAUUCAUCGAAUAUCUUUGAAGUAAUCGGUAUCGUUUCUUGGGGAAAAGGUUGUGCCAGAGAAAAUUAUCCUGGAGUUUAUACCAGAGUCGCCAAUUAUUUGGAUUGGAUUCAAGCACGCACUGGAGACGAGUGUAUAUGUGGAUCGCCCACCACAACGUCGGAAGAGAGUUACUAAAUGGAAAGAUAAAUACUCUCCAAAAUGUUUUGCAUUGUAAAUAGCACGGCACUGUACCAUUAUAUAUUAUAUUAAUAUUUAUGUACUAUAUUCAUCACCAAUUAAUUGUUACCACCGAGUACCACGGAUACCAUUAUCACACAAUUAUAUAAAUUCUAGUCAAUAUGCUGUUUGCUUUAAAUGAGUGAAUAUUAAUAUAAAACGAUAAAUCAAGUUUUAUGUAUCAUGAAUAUUAAAAGUUUUCUAAUUUAACUCAAACAAAACAUGUUUUGUUUGUUUAUUUUAAAAAAUUAUUCUCAACAUAAUUAGUUAGAUUAAACUGUUUAUAUAUUUUUUUUUAGUUUCAAAAAAUUACUUUAUUACAUAAUCUUUUGACUGUUAAUAUAUAUUUUUAAAUUUUUGACUGAGCGAUUAAAAACAGUUAGAAUUUUCACA
Daktulosphaira vitifoliae (grape phylloxera) is the source of this 1452-nucleotide messenger RNA. RefSeq names its product trypsin-like. Lineage: Eukaryota; Metazoa; Arthropoda; Insecta; Hemiptera; Phylloxeridae. The record is from RefSeq and is a predicted model, not a curated record. Gene Ontology annotation, molecular function: serine-type endopeptidase activity. Gene Ontology annotation, biological process: proteolysis. The transcript is spliced from 7 exons. Bases 49 to 1017 code for a protein of 322 amino acids.